AAUUCCUUCUAAAUGAUGUAUUCACAAAGUUACUUUUUCCAUUCAUUGGCAUUACCUUGCAUCAGACAUGUUGUGCAGGGUUUUGACCCACCGCAUCAAAGCGAUACAAGAACUAUUUAUAUAGCAAAUCGUUUUCCCCAGCAUGGCCAUUACGUUCCUCAGAAAUUUGCAGACAACAGAAUCAUAUCAUCCAAGUAUACAGUGUGGAAUUUUGUUCCAAAAAACUUAUUUGAGCAGUUCAGAAGAGUAGCCAACUUUUAUUUUCUGAUUAUAUUUUUGGUUCAGCUCAUGAUAGAUACCCCUACUAGUCCUAUUACCAGUGGAUUGCCAUUAUUCUUUGUCAUAACUGUGACAGCCAUAAAACAGGGUUAUGAAGACUGGCUACGACAUAAAGCGGACAAUGAAGUAAAUGGUGCUCCAGUUUAUGUUGUUCGAAGUGGUGGCCUUGUAAAAACUAGAUCUAAAAACAUUCGGGUGGGGGACAUUGUCAGAGUAGCCAAAGAUGAGACUUUUCCUGUUGAUCUGGUGCUUCUGUCAUCUGAUCGAGUCGACGGUUCAUGCCAUGUUACUACUGCAAGUUUGGAUGGAGAGACCAAUCUUAAGACACAUGUUGCAGUUCCAGAAACAGCCGUGCUACAGUCCGUUGCCAACCUGGACAAACUUGUAGCUGUUAUAGAAUGUCAGCAGCCAGAAGCAGAUCUAUACAGAUUUGUUGGAAGAAUAACUAUAAGUCAACAAACUGAAGAAAUUGUACGACCUCUUGGACCUGAAAGUCUCUUACUUCGAGGAGCAAGAUUAAAAAACACUAAAGAAAUAUUUGGUGUUGCAGUGUAUACAGGUAUGGAGACAAAGAUGGCAUUAAAUUACAAGAGUAAAUCUCAGAAACGGUCAGCAGUAGAAAAGUCCAUGAAUUCCUUUUUGAUUAUUUAUCUAAUAAUCCUCCUAUUUGAAGCCAUUCUGAGCACUAUUUUAAAGUAUGCGUGGCAAGCUGAAGAAAAAUGGGAUGAGCCUUGGUAUAAUGAAAAGACAGAGCAUGAAAGAAACAGCAGUAAGAUUCUGAGAUUUAUUUCAGAUUUUCUUGCUUUUCUGGUACUUUACAAUUUUAUAAUACCUAUUUCACUUUACGUGACUGUUGAGAUGCAGAAAUUUCUUGGAUCUUUUUUUAUUGGCUGGGAUCUUGACCUCUAUCACAAAGAAACAAACCAGAGAGCACAAGUAAAUACUUCAGAUCUCAAUGAAGAAUUGGGACAGGUAGAGUAUGUGUUUACAGACAAAACUGGUACAUUAACUGAAAAUGAGAUGCAGUUUCGGGAGUGCUCCAUUAAUGGUGUAAAGUACCAAGAAGUCAAUGGUAAAUUAACUCCAGAGGGGUUUUCUGAAGAUUCUCCAGAUGGAAAUAGGCACAGUUUGAUGAAAGAGGAAGAACUCUUCUUGAAAGCAGUUUGUCUUUGUCAUACAGUGCAGAUCAAUGCAGAUCAAACAGAUGGUGCUGAUGGUCCCUGGCAUGCCAGUGGAGUAACAUCCCCAUUGGAGUAUUAUGCUUCUUCACCAGAUGAGAAAGCUUUAGUUGAAGCUGCAAGCCGGGUUGGAGUAGUAUUUACUGGAACUAGUGGGGACAGUAUGGAAGUAAAAAGUCUUGGAACACCAGAAAGGUAUAAAUUGCUUCAUGUUUUGGAGUUUGAUUCAAAUCGCAGACGAAUGAGCGUCAUUGUAGAGAGCCCCUCAGGGGAAAAGCUUUUAUUCACAAAGGGAGCAGAAUCUUCCAUUCUUCCACGUAGUAAGAGUGGAGAAAUAGACAAAACAAGGAUACAUGUGGAUGAAUUUGCUUUGAAAGGACUAAGAACUUUGUGCGUAGCCUACAGAAGAUUCACACCUGAGGAGUAUCAAGAAAUUGGCAAGCGCCUUCAUGAGGCCAGGACUGCCUUACAACAGCGGGAAGAAAGAUUAGCAGAUGUAUUCAACUUCAUAGAAAGGGAUCUGGAAUUACUUGGGGCUACAGGAGUAGAAGACAAGCUGCAGGAGAAAGUCCAAGAAACUAUAGAAGCACUCAGGUUGGCUGGUAUCAAAGUGUGGGUACUCACUGGAGAUAAGCACGAAACGGCUGUUAGUGUCAGUUUGUCCUGUGGACACUUUCAUAGAACCAUGAACAUCCUUGAGCUUGUGCAACACAAGUCAGACAGUACAUGUGCAGAACAACUGAGGCAGCUAGCCAAGAGAAUAAAGGAAGACCAUGUUAUCCAGCAUGGACUGGUUGUGGAUGGGACCAGCCUCUCUCUUGCACUCAGGGAACAUGAAAAACUGUUCAUGGAGGUUUGCAAAAACUGUUCUGCAGUGUUGUGCUGUCGCAUGGCACCCCUUCAGAAAGCGAAGGUAGUGCGACUGUUAAAAACAUCUCCAGAGAAACCUAUAACAUUAGCAAUCGGUGAUGGUGCUAAUGAUGUGAGCAUGAUACAAGAAGCACAUGUUGGCAUAGGAAUCAUGGGCAAGGAAGGAAGGCAAGCUGUAAGAAACAGUGACUAUGCAAUAGCACGGUUUAAAUUCCUCUCCAAGUUGCUUUUUGUUCACGGGCACUUUUACUAUAUUAGAAUAGCAACCCUUGUACAGUACUUUUUUUAUAAGAAUGUGUGCUUUAUUACACCACAAUUUUUAUAUCAGUUCUUCUGUUUGUUUUCACAACAAACGCUCUAUGACAGCGUAUACCUGACUUUGUACAAUAUUUGUUUCACUUCCUUGCCUGUCCUCAUAUACAGUCUUUUUGAACAGCAUGUGCAUCCGCAUGUAUUACAAAGUAAACCUGUGCUCUAUCGAGACAUCAGUAAAAAUGCCCAUCUGGGAUAUAAACCAUUUCUUUACUGGACCAUCUUGGGCUUCUUUCAUGCAUUUGUUUUUUUUUAUGGCUCGUAUCUUCUAAUGGGAGAAGACACUUCUCUGCUGGGAAAUGGCCAGAUAUUGAAACCUAACAGGCAAAUGAUGUUUGGAAACUGGACAUUUGGUACUUUGGUCUUCACCGUUAUGGUUAUAACUGUUACGAUGAAGAUGGCACUAGAAACUCACUUCUGGACAUGGAUAAACCAUUUUGUUACUUGGGGAUCCAUUGUAUUUUAUUUCAUAUUCUCCUUGUUUUAUGGGGGAAUUAUCUGGCCAUUUUUACAUACCCAGGACAUGUACUUUGUAUUUGUUCAGCUGUUGUCAAGUGGUUCUGCUUGGUUUGCCAUAAUCCUCAUAGUAGUUGCUUGUUUGUUUAUUGAUGUUGUGAAGAAAGUGCUGUACAGACAUCUACAACCAACAAGUACCGAAAAAGCUCAGCUUACUGAGGCAGGUUCAGGUAUCAACUGCUUGGACUCCAUGUGCUGCUUCUCAGAUGGGGAAACAGCAUGCACAUCUGUUAGAAGAAUGCUGGAACGACUAAUGGGCAGAUGUAGUCCAACCCGGGUCAACAGUGUUUGUAAGGUUACCGAAGAAACAUGCAUUUAAACAAUUCAGGAAGAACUUAAGAAUCCAUCUGUCUGCCAAGGUAUAUUUUUCUAUUUGCAGUAAAUCUAAAUCAGUAAAUUCUCAUUUAGUAAGAACAUAGAAUUGGUUUGCAUAAGACCAGAUUUUUUGGUCUGACAAAUAUUUUGGAUGGAAAAAGUGACUGUUUUUGUACUGAUGUCACAAAUCUUUUAAAAUUGCUUCUAUUCAAGGAAGAAAGAUUUUUGUGUAUUUCUUUGGCUGCUGAAGUGUAUGAAACCAUUCACUGUGCUUUGGGUACAGUGUAGAAUUCUUCAUGAAGAAGACUGAACAAAAUACGUCGAAUUCAGUGUAACGCUGGCAUUCAUCUCUCCGGGUUAGAGUAUGAAUGGCUGAGGGAGAAUUUGCCAUAGAGAGGAAACGUUUUAGAAUUACCUCUGAAAUCCAUAGCAUGUGGUAGAAGAGCCUAUAGUAGUUAAAAGCAAGAGUGGUGUAUAGUCACUUUUUACUAUGCAGUGUCUCUGAAGAAGCACCUUCUCCAUAGCCACCUUGAGAACAGGACUGAGUUCUCCGCAGAUUUUAGUUCUUGUUCUGUGAAAAUAGGGUUUUGCUUUUGUUACUUAGGAAAAACAUAGUUGCCAAACUUACACUUUUUAAAGGGUACUGUGGAAAAGAUUAAGUGGGAAGAUGUUCUGACUUUGCUUCACAAACUGAAAUGUAAAUACUCUGCUUAAAAUAUUCUGUAUAUUUUUUAAGCUUAUGGGGAGGGAGGGGGAACAAAAUGCAAAGGAAGGAAUGCUGAAAACUUUGGCUUUACAUUUUCAGAAUGAUUUCUUGUUUUCUAGUGCAAAGGUUGAUUUGAGACAAGAUUAUGCAACUUAGAAUGCAUAUUAGGCAAACUAUAAUUUCUUACUGGAAACCUUUGGUAAUACUUUCAAACAUGGUUUUUUAUGACAGUAUAACUUCUAUAUUGGGAAAAAAAAAUAAAUCUCAUUUUCUAGUGUUAGAAAUGCCUCAAAGCUGUAGUCUACAUUAUUUUUAAUAGCUUUAUCUGAUACUUCUGUACUUCUAAAUAUUAGUGAUUUUUUGGUGAAAUUCAGUGUUCAAUCAUACUGUGCUUCUGAACCAUUUAUUUUGAGAUUCUUGUUUCCUUGGUGUAGAAUACCUGGGACCUCUCACACCAUCGUCACUGCACUCGCCACUGCCAUGUGACACAGACAACAUUGUUUUAAAGGGGUUAUUCCUAGAGCUGGGCGAACUGUUCAUUAUGGACUAAUUUUAGCAUUUUUUCUGUUCCUAAAUGAUUUCCUGUUAAGACUCUUCUUUGCAGAUCUGUUUCCUUUCUGUGAAUGUUUUAUUGUUGGUUGUUUCGUAUGUUCUUUGCUUCUGUUGUUUGCUUCCAGUGGCAUGAUUUGUCUGGUUUCUGCUCUCUAUGGGAAUGACUCAAUUUAUAACAGGAGGAGGAAAGAUUGGAUGCUCAUGGCUGUAUCAACUCUUGCCGUCAAUCGUCUUAGAAGCAUUCGCACGGGUAUUUGCAAGGCUUCUGCUUUCCAUAGAUCUUUCCCUUCAGCUAAAUACUGCUCAUAGAGGCUUCAGAAAUAACGCAGUAGAGAGACCGUGUGUGCUGCCUGAGCUUCUGUGGCUUUUGUUAAAAGGAAUGUUCUCAUCACGUUGAAGUAUUCGCCUUGCUCUAGCUGUCGCCAUGCUAUGAUGUUGUAUUACAAUAAGUACAUACAAUUGUCAUCACUGUAGAUAAGACUUUUUUUGUUGUUUCCAGUUUGUAUAAAUGCAUAGACAUGAAUAAAACUUGAGGGGCCAUGGGCUGAAGACCUCUAUCUGUAACAAGAAGUGGAAAGAAAUGAAAUACACUGUUACGACACCAAGCGUGAUCUGUCUGUGCGCCUAAAUGGCCUGUGGUGUAGAGUAAUUUUUCCUGAGCCAUUUAAAAGGAAAUUAUUUCUGUCAUCAGCAGGUUUUCAACCUUUUGGCAAUGAGAUGAACAAUAACCCACAGGACAAUAGUUUAGAAAGGGAAAAAUGGUUAAAAAAUGAGACUCAUGUUCAGGUAUAAAUAAGGCAUCAUUGCUACAGCAAAGAAUAUAUUUUUACAAUUCCUAGUUUGGGUCCUGUGAGAGCUUGUAGGUCCUGUGCACAUAAAAAUAAAUCUACUAGACUCCUGUUUCUUCACUAAAUCACUAAAGCGUGAUCGAGUUCCCUCACUUUUUUGAAGAAAAAAAUCUUGACUGAUAGUAUCUCUGUAAGAAAUACCUUUCUUAAGAUGUUAAUUUUAGGCAAUUAAGGGGCAUUGACAACUGGAAACUAGCAAUAAUAGUAUUAAGAAUUUUGGACCUCUGACACUGUGGCUGCCUCAUGUUAUUUUUGGUUCUCUGACAGCGAGUCUGUGUGCUUGCUCAUUGUACAGCUUGGUCAGUAGAAGUUGUUUUAAAAAUGGUUUAUGAAAAUUAUAUUUAUUAAAUAAAACUUUCACUUCUAGCUGA
Messenger RNA from Athene cunicularia (burrowing owl), 5947 nucleotides. RefSeq names its product ATPase phospholipid transporting 11B (putative) (gene ATP11B). Gene Ontology annotation, biological process: phospholipid translocation. Gene Ontology annotation, molecular function: ATP hydrolysis activity; magnesium ion binding; ATPase-coupled intramembrane lipid carrier activity. Gene Ontology annotation, cellular component: recycling endosome; endoplasmic reticulum; plasma membrane. The transcript has 31 exons. NCBI's taxonomy places the organism in Eukaryota, Metazoa, Chordata, Aves, Strigiformes, Strigidae. The record is from RefSeq and is a predicted model, not a curated record. Bases 13 to 3474 code for a protein of 1153 amino acids.